CGUGGUCACACUUUUUCAGCUCCACCCACUAGUCUCUCUUUGAGUCAAGUCUUCAGCUCUCUCUCUCUCUGCAGAGCUUCAGUCUUCAGAUCGAUCCACCCAGAAAUUACCAAAAAGCAUAACCCAGUUAAUAAAUAGCGAAGAAAGAGAAGAAAAGAAAAGUGAAAAAACAGAGAAAAAAGAAUUGCUGGAAGAUUGAUGGUUGUCCCCUUAUACGACUCGAAAACGCCCAAAGUCUUCAUGUGGAAAGAAGAUCCAACUUUUCUAAAAGGAAGUUAAGUAUGAGUCUUGUUAUGUACCAGCAAUCUUGAAUUUGGUUACGUUAUUUGGUCUUUCUAACUUAUAAUCUACGAGCAUGGUGUCGGGUUUUAGGGCAGCCUCUGUUCUCAUUACUAUCUUUGCUUGUCUGCUCGUCCCUGGCCAUGCCACUCCCUCCGAUAUUGAAUGCCUGAAAUCGAUACAGAACUCGUUGGAAGACCCAAACAACUACCUAGCAACGUGGAUUUUUGAUAACAGUUCCCAGAGAUCAAUAUGCAAGUUCACUGGGAUAGAGUGUUGGCACGAGGAUGAUAACAUGGUCUUGAAUAUCCGGCUUUCAGACAUGGGGCUCAAGGGUGAGUUCCCACUAGGCAUUGCCGGUUGUGCGGCCAUGACUGGCCUGGAUCUUUCUAGCAAUAGCAUCCGUGGGAACAUUCCGAGUAAUAUCUCUAAGAUAAUUGGCUUCAUAACUACACUUGAUCUCUCCUCCAACCAGUUUUCCGGAGAAAUCCCAGUUGAUAUUUCGAACUGCAGCUUUCUGAAUGUGCUUAAACUCGACAACAACCAGUUGACCGGCCAAAUUCCUCCACGGAUUGGUCUACUCGACCGGAUCAAGUCAUUUAGUGUUGCGAAAAACCAAUUGGCUGGUCCAAUUCCCCUUUUUGUAAAUGCCAGUUUUUCUGCUGAGAGCUAUGAAGGAAAUGCAGGUCUGUGCGGGAAGCCCUUGUCUCCUUGUAGUGGCGGUUCAGUGAAAUCUCAUGCUUCUGCAAUCGUUGGAGGAGCAGUUGGUGGCAUCACUGUAGCAGCUCUCGGUGUCGCUAUUGCUUUGUUCUUUUACAUGCGUAAGAUGUCUCGGAGGAAGAAGGAAGAAGAUCCUCUCGGCAACAAAUGGGCCAAGAGCAUCAAGGGCGCCAAACGCAUCAAGCUAUCGAUGUUCGAGAAAUCAGUUUCAAAAAUGAAUUUGAAAGAUCUCAUGAAGGCGACGAAUGAUUUCAGCAAUGAGAACAUCAUUUGGUCGGGACGUACAGGAACAGUGUACAAGGCGGUUCUUGAAGACGGAACCUCACUUAUGGUGAAGAGAUUACUGGACACUCAACACUCGGAGAACGAAUUCACAGCGGAGAUGGCUACAUUAGGAAGCAUCAAACACCGGAACUUGGUUCCACUGCUUGGUUUCUGCUUGGCGAAGAAGGAGCGCCUCUUGGUCUAUAAGCACAUCCCGAAUGGCUCCCUUCACGACAGGCUACAUCCCGCGAAUGAAGGCACUAGAGUCAUGGAUUGGCCUCUUCGUCUAAAGAUAGGAAUAAAGGCGGCAAAGGGAUUCGCGUACCUCCACCACUCAUGCAAUCCGCGCAUCAUCCACCGGAACAUCAGCUCGCAGUGCAUCUUGCUCGAUGCAGACUACGAACCGAGGAUAUCUGAUUUCGGGCUAGCUAGGCUCAUGAAUCCCAUCGACACACACUUGAGCACGUUCGUGAAUGGCGAAUUUGGAGAUUUGGGCUACGUUGCUCCUGAAUACGCGAGAACUCUGAUGGCAACCCCAAAGGGGGACGUCUACAGUUUUGGAGUGGUGCUGCUGGAGUUGGUGACCGGCGAGAAAGCGACCCAUGUGGCAAGAGCCCCGGACACCUUCAGAGGCAGCCUGGUGGACUGGAUUUCGGAAGUCUCUGCCUCGUCUAAGCUUAACGACGCCAUUGAUGAGUCCUUGGCGGGUAAGGGUUACGACAGCGAGCUUUUCCAGUUUCUGAAAAUUGCUUGUAACUGUGUGCUUCCAGCCAACCCCAAAGAGAGGCCUACCAUGUUUGAAGUGUAUCAGCUCCUUAGAGCCGUCGGGCAGCGCUAUGAUUUCACGACGGAGGAUGACAUCUUGGUGCCGACCGAUGCCGGGGACGCUGAUCGGCUAGUGGAACUCAUCGUUGCUCGAGAUGAUGUACAGAAGAACUUCUACUGAAAAAGGUAUUAAAAAAAAAGUGAGAUAGAUUGCAUGGACAGGUUAAAUGGUAGUAUUAUUACACAUUGUUAGUAUGAAGUAGUGAUGUUCAUGUAACUGUACCUAUAUCUAUAUCUAUAUCUAUAUCUAUACUCCACUACUACUAUUUAGCUGGUGAAAUGAAUUGUGUAUAUCUGUUAUUCUA
Molecule: messenger RNA, 2393 nt
Organism: Salvia splendens (bonfire salvia)
Lineage: Eukaryota; Viridiplantae; Streptophyta; Magnoliopsida; Lamiales; Lamiaceae
Product: probably inactive leucine-rich repeat receptor-like protein kinase At5g48380
Exons: 3
Coding region: 356-2209 (617 amino acids)
Biological process (GO): protein phosphorylation
Molecular function (GO): ATP binding; protein kinase activity; protein binding
Source: RefSeq, a predicted model, not a curated record